This is a messenger RNA of Plectropomus leopardus (leopard coralgrouper), 231 nucleotides long. The record is from RefSeq and is a predicted model, not a curated record. Lineage: Eukaryota; Metazoa; Chordata; Actinopteri; Perciformes; Serranidae.
AAUUUUUCUCUCUCUGCAGAAAUAGUCAACUAUGAGUUUGACACCAAGAACCUGGUGUGUCUGCUCAUCAGCAGCGUGGUGGGAGUCUGGUACCUGCUCAAAAAGCACUGGAUAGCCAAUAACCUGUUCGGCCUGGCGUUCGCCCUGAACGGAGUGGAGCUGCUCCACCUGAACAACGUCAGCACCGGCUGCAUCCUGCUGGGGGGGCUGUUCGUCUACGACGUCUUCUGG